UUUAAUUAGGUCACAAUUUUUAUGAGAAAAAGGGAAGGGAGUGAGAAAUAGAUAGAGAAAAGAGAGGAAAAAAAAUACAUAAAAAUUUUGGGUAGAAAUGGUAAGAGAAACUAAAAAAUUUGUUAAAUCUCAUUUGACAGAGCUUCUUAGGUUAUUUGUAAAAUUUAAAAUAUCGUCUCAAUGUUAAAAAAAAAAAAAGUAAUGGAAAUGUCCAUAAGAAUAUAGUCAUAUGCCAAAAGAGAAUUAGAAACGUAAUUAGGCAAAAUGACAAAUUUUAUAUUCAAAUAUUGUGUCAAACCAGGUUCAACCUCCCGGAGACCACCAAGAGUCCGAUCAACAUUCCGAUUCCGUCGCACCCAGAAACCUCUCGACAGUUGCGAACUAUGGGGCCAUUCUUUCACCAGAAUUUCUUGCGCUCUACAACUGAUUUCUCCACCACUGAAUGUCCUCCAACAACGCCUUCUUCGAAUCCAAUAUUCCUUCUUACUCUAAUAUUGCCUUUACAAGUUUCUCGCCAUUGGAGGGUGACAACACUUUUCUCUCUACACAACCAAAAACUCCUUCUCCAAGUCUCUCGGUCGGUAUUCUCACGGUUUGUGUGAUCUACGCUUUCGAAAUUUCUUAAGUUUCGGUGUCUGUUCGACAAUGGCGGAGCAGGUAAUGGUGAUUGGCGUCGAUGAAAGUGAGCACAGCUUCUAUGCCUUGAAUUGGACGCUCCAACAUUUCUUUGGCCCUAACGCUACUCCUUACAAGCUUGUUAUUGUCAACGCUAAACCACCUCCCUCUAGCUUUCUUGGAGUCGCCGGCCCAGCCCUGGAUGUGUUGCCCAUGCUCGAUGCAGAUUUGAAGAAAAUAGCUGAUAGAACUGUCCAAAAAGCGAAGGAUAUAUGCAUCGAACACAAGGUUCAAGACGUGCAGACUGAAGUUUUGGAGGGUGAUGCCAGAACUGUAAUGUGCGAUUCAGUAGAAAAAUUCCAUGCAUCCAUUUUGGUUGUUGGAAGUCAUAAUUAUGGAGUAGUAAAAAGGAUGGGACUGGGCAGUGUAAGUGACUUCUGUGCUCACCAUGCCCAUUGCUCUGUCAUGAUUGUGAAGAGGCCACCCAAGCCCAUGAGCAUCAGCUGAACCUGAUCUACAUAUCUUCAGAACUUGGAGGCUCUGUGACUGAGCUUCGUUACUCAUCUCAAAACUAAGUUAAAGAUAUUUCUUGUUAUUUAGUAAUUUUGAAAAUGUAUUAAAUUCUAGAAACUAGACUCCAAUUCAACUAUUUUUGGUAAAAUGUGAUUGUCGUUACCAACUAUAUAUGAAGUUGAAUCUCAAUUAAUAUUAAUUAA
Benincasa hispida (wax gourd) is the source of this 1331-nucleotide messenger RNA. RefSeq names its product universal stress protein PHOS34-like. NCBI's taxonomy places the organism in Eukaryota, Viridiplantae, Streptophyta, Magnoliopsida, Cucurbitales, Cucurbitaceae. The record is from RefSeq and is a predicted model, not a curated record.